CUUUGAAAUCACGCGUUCUUCACUUGUAUUUAUGAGUUAUAGGGUAGAGAAACGAGCUACGGUUGUGCUGCUGCUAAAAUCUAGAAGAAUCGACAGAUUGAUGGGAAUCUUUAGGGCCAAACUUUUGGCUGUGGCAGAAGAACUUGGUCAUGAGAUACGCAUAUUCACAAACUCAGCAAAUUCUGCAGCAUCGAAAGAAAUAUCUGCUUCUUCAAGUGAGGAACCGGACCAUUUCUAUGAUCUUACUCCUGAAGAUUAUUAUCGAAUCAUGUCAGACAGAAUACGAGGUAAUGUUGACACUGAAAGGUUACUUUGGCUGUAAUUUGGCGCUAGAUUUCUACUCUAAGCAGUAGUUUUGAAGUUUUCAUAAUCUACUGAAUUUGGCUUGUCUUUAUGGAUUAGAACAUGAUGCUACAAUCCAUAAAUUUUUCUUAGGACUCUUUAGCACUAUCUCUGUACUGCUUGCAUAUUGGAAAUCAAUUUUGUUUUUGCUCAUUUAGUUCUACCAUCUUCAAUAUAUGGUGUUCAUGGUAAAAAAAACUUUGA
Molecule: messenger RNA, 546 nt
Organism: Phoenix dactylifera (date palm)
Lineage: Eukaryota; Viridiplantae; Streptophyta; Magnoliopsida; Arecales; Arecaceae
Source: RefSeq, a predicted model, not a curated record